AAAAUAAAGGUCCAAUCUGAUGAAUAUUUGAAGCAAAUAAAAUAUACCUGUGCGUGUGCCGUAACUCCAUAGAAAUCAAAAAAACCAUACGUUCAUCAAGAACGACGUUUCAGUUUCAUCAUCGGAUUCUGAUCAUCAAUUCAUCAUUCAUUCGAACGACGUUAAAGAAUCUUCAGAAAAUGUCAGCAAGAGCUAAAGUUCCAGCCAUUGGUAUUGAUCUUGGAACUACUUACUCGUGUGUGGGUGUUUGGCUACACAACCGAGUUUAGAUCAUACCAAAUGAGGCAGGUGACCGAACCACCCCCUCAUACGUUGCUUUCAAUGAAACUAAACGAUUGGUCGGGGAGGCUGCCAAGAACCAGGCUACUUCUAAUCCCACCAACACCAUCUUUGGUGUCAAACGGUUGAUCGGAAGAAAAGCAAGUGAUCAGAUGGUUCAGGAAGACAUGAAAAAAAGCCUUUUUAAAGUUGUGGCUGGCAGCCAUGACAAGCCAAAAAUCAUAGUCAAAUACAAGAAUGAAGAUAUAGAGUUUGCUCCUGAAGAAAUAUCUUCCAUGAUUUUAACCAAGAUGAAAGACAUUGCAGAGACAUUUCUAGGAUCGAAAGUUGAAAAAGUUGUUAUCACUGUUCCUGCUUAUUUCAAUGAUUCUCAACGGAAAUCCACAAAAGAUGAUGCAGUGAUUGCUGGACUCGAAGUUCUGCACAUGAUUAAUGAACCUACCGCUGCUGCAAUAGCUUAUACACUAGACAAAAGAGCCGAUGUAGAUGGCAAGAUGAAUGUGUUGGUUUUUGACUUGGGUUGUGGUACUUUUGAUGUCUCCAUUCUCACCAUCGAUAAAGGGGGGCUUAUUGAGGUUAAAGCUACGGGUGGUGAUACACAUUUGGGAGGUGAGGACUUUGAUAACAGAAUGGUGGGUUAUUUUGUCCGUGAAUUUCAAAGAAAACAUAAAAAGGAUAUUAGUAAGAACCUAAAAGCUUUGGGUAGGUUGAGGGAUAGUUGUGAGAGGGCUAAGAGAUUUAUUUCAACAGAUUCUGAGGUUUCAAUUGAUAUUCCUUGCUUGUCUGACGCAAUUGAUUUUUCUGCAAAGUUUACUAGGGCUAAGUUUGAAGAGGUGAAUAUGGACUUGUUCACGAAGUGCAUGGAUAUUGUGAAAACUUAUCUGAGAGAUGUGAAUAUGAGUACAGAUAGCAUUGAUGAAGUGGUUCUUGUUGGUGGAUCGACUCGGAUAUGCAAGAUACAAGAAUUGUUGAAGGAGUUGUUUAAUGGAAAAGUACUUUACCAACGAACCAGUCCCGAUGAAGCCGUUGCAUGUGGGGCUGGGAUGCUAGCUGCGAAGUUAAGUGGCAUGGGUAAUGAAGCUGGGCAAGCUGUGGAGGUGAUUGAUGUCACUCCUUUGUCGCUUGGUGUGAGUACUUUUAAUGAUGCUAUGGUUGUUUUAAUUCCAAAAGGUUCACCUAUACCAACCAAGAAGGAACACACAUUCUGUAUAGGUUAUGACAAUCAAACUCGUAUGGCUCUUUCUGUGUAUCAAGGUGAGAGAUCAAAGUCUAUAGAAAACUUUUUCUUGUCAGAGUUUUGGCUGUCCGGCCUUCCCCGUGCUGCGGGGCGUGUAGUUAAGGUAGUUGUAUGCUUUGAGAUAGAUGCCAAUGGGAUUCUUCACGCCUCAGCAAGAGAAAUAACUACCAGGAGAAAAAACGUGAGAAAGAUGACUAACACUGGAUCUCUGUCAAAAUCAGAGAUCAAGAAGAUGAUUAAAGAUGUUGAACGAUAUAAGUUGGAGGAUGAAACACGCAUGAAGAAGGUAAUAGCCCGUAAUGCUUUAGCAGACUUUGUUUAUAAAACAAGAGCCAAGAUCAAGGAUGACAAUUUUCGAGUGAAGCGUAGUAGGGAGAUUAGACUUAGUGUAAAGGACUUGGAAGAAAUAGACCAUCAGAUUGAGGAGGCAAUAGAAUGGCUUGAUGAACACCCCAAUGCUGAAAUUGUUGACUUGGAGAACAAGGAAGAGGAGCUUAACAAAAUAUGCAAACGUACCAAGUUGAAACGCGUAUGGAAAGACUAAGGUAAUAAAUAUAUAGUCUCUAAAAGUAGUGGCCCAUCAAUUAUAACAUAUAUGUGGAUGCGUAUGAAAAUUUUGA
Molecule: messenger RNA, 2136 nt
Organism: Helianthus annuus (common sunflower)
Lineage: Eukaryota; Viridiplantae; Streptophyta; Magnoliopsida; Asterales; Asteraceae
Product: heat shock cognate 70 kDa protein-like
Exons: 3
Coding region: 432-2060 (542 amino acids)
Biological process (GO): cellular response to unfolded protein; protein refolding
Cellular component (GO): cytoplasm
Molecular function (GO): ATP-dependent protein folding chaperone; misfolded protein binding; ATP binding
Source: RefSeq, a predicted model, not a curated record